This is a messenger RNA of Fonsecaea pedrosoi CBS 271.37, 2100 nucleotides long. RefSeq lists its product as uncharacterized. Gene Ontology annotation, biological process: protein dephosphorylation. Gene Ontology annotation, molecular function: cation binding; protein serine/threonine phosphatase activity. Bases 1 to 2100 code for a protein of 699 amino acids. The transcript is spliced from 3 exons. Lineage: Eukaryota; Fungi; Ascomycota; Eurotiomycetes; Chaetothyriales; Herpotrichiellaceae. The record is from RefSeq and is a predicted model, not a curated record.
AUGUGGUGGUUCAUCCUGGUGCGGCACCAAGCGGCACCCCCAGCAUACCUCUGGGUGCCUCUCUGGUUCUCGCCCACCUUCGGUCUUCCCCUCCCCCACAAACCUGCGCGCACAACAUUCGAUCCGAUUGAGAAGAGCAAAGGAGAGGUGGAAAGAACAGCACACAAGGACGAAGACACACCCGCAAAUCAAGCCACACCCCUCAUUCAUCCAACACUACCCAUCGCAGGCACCCAAUUUCAUCAUUCCAUACCUACUACAUUAGAUUCUCGAACCGAAUCGCACCCUACGCCCUGCUACCUUCAUCUUCUCAUCCUCAUCCUUUCCAAACAGAGAACCUCCUCGGGAGGCUUUCUCAAUCGCGUCUUUGGAGGCAAGAAGGAGAAGGAUACAGAUUCGGAGAGCACACCCUCUCGAAUAAGUACUGAUAGCAACCACAAUGGCCCUACUUCCCCCGGUGGCAGCAUUACGGUUAAGACUAACGACUUGAGCCCCAAGUCCGAGACUCGAAAGCCCGCAGACGAAGCCGCCGUUGCUUCGCCUACUGCCGACUCCAAGAAGCGGAGGAGUAGCAGCGCCAAAGCUAAGGAGAUCUUUACCCAGGCCAAAAAUUCAUUAAUACACGGCGACAAGGACGGACCGCAAACACCAAUGCAGAGACUAUCCAAGACCGAUGCCGCGCUCAGCGUGCCUCAAGGCUCGCUGAAUAACUCGGCCGGCGAGUCGCAGCCUACACCGAAUUCAUCCUUCUUAGUUGGUGUGACCGAAGACAAGAACAAGAAAUGUCGUCGUACCAUGGAAGACACUCAUUCAUAUCUUUACAACUUUCUCGGUACGCCGGCGCCGGUUCUCUCUUCCGACAGCUCAUUAUCCAAGAAAAGUUCCCGAGAAGAUCGGAACAGCCUCAGCACCAUCGCGUCCAAUCCUGCCCAGCAUGUGGUGGAGACCGACAAUGGCUACUUUGCCAUUUUUGACGGGCAUGCGGGCACCUUUGCUGCCGAGUGGUGUGGGAAGAAACUGCAUGUCAUCCUGGAAGAAUUGAUGCGCAAGUACCCCAACACACCCGUCCCAGAAUUGCUUGAUCAGACAUAUACCACCGCCGACAAUCAAUUGGAAAGGUUGCCACUCAAAAACAGUGGGUGUACUGCGAUCACGGCAGUGCUACGCUGGGAAGACCGCGUUCCCACCAACCACUCUGCGACGGGGUCUCAGGCUAUCGCAUCCUUGGCCGCGGCCGCAGCCAAAGAAGCAGAGAAGAAUGAGAAAAACAACGAGUCAUCGAAAGACGGAAAAGACUCGACACCUCGGUCGAAUUCAACGGCUGAAGCGGCGGCGGCAGCGAUUCAGGAAGCGAAACAAAAGGCUACGCGACAGAGGGUGCUGUACACCGCUAAUGUUGGUGACGCCCGGAUCGUCUUGUGCCGCAAUGGGAAGGCACUCCGUUUGUCGUACGAUCACAAGGGGAUGGAUGAAAACGAGGGACGAAGGAUAUCGAAAGCCGGAGGGUUGAUAUUGAACAACCGGGUGAAUGGAGUGCUAGCGGUGACGCGAGCAUUGGGCGACUCAUAUCUAAAAGACUUGGUAACCGGACAUCCUUAUACGACCGAGACCGUGAUUCAACCUGACCAAGACGAGUUUUUGAUCUUGGCCUGUGAUGGAUUAUGGGAUGUCUGCUCAGACCAGGAAGCCGUAGACUUGGUUCGCAACGUCCACGACCCUCAAGCUGCGUCCAAAAUGUUGGUGGACCAUGCGUUAGCCCGUUUCUCGACCGACAACCUGUCUGUCAUGGUGGUGCGCUUCGAUCCGCAAAAGCUUCAGCAGAACACCAAGAUGGACAUUGGAGUAGAGACGGAAACAACCAAGGACAAACUUGCGAUCAGUGAGGUGGAAAUGCUCGUGGGAGAAGCACGUCGGCACUCUCUGGCCCAAGAAGGGCAAGUUUCCGACCAGGACUCGGAAGAAUUGAGGCAGAGCGUGAUCCAGGAACAGGAUGAAGAAGACCAGGAGACCGGGCCAGAGUACACGCCGGAGGGACAGACUGAAGCUGAGAAGAUCUUGUCGGAGAAGAAAGCGGAGCAGGAGAAGCCCAGUGAAGGUUGA